Molecule: messenger RNA, 968 nt
Organism: Lathyrus oleraceus (garden pea)
Lineage: Eukaryota; Viridiplantae; Streptophyta; Magnoliopsida; Fabales; Fabaceae
Product: pterocarpan synthase 1
Exons: 1
Coding region: 96-659 (187 amino acids)
Source: RefSeq, a predicted model, not a curated record
GAUCAAAACAAAUUGAAAUAUACCAUAGAUCAUAUCUAAGAAACUUUUCAUAGAAAUAAGCAUUCUUAUUCUUAGUUCAAUAAUUCACAUCAAACAUGGCAAAAUCCUCAUCAUUCUUCAUAACAUUUUUCAUCUCUUUAAUAUCCUUUGCCACUGCCACUAAAUACUAUCAAAGCCUAUCCCCAACAAUGUUAGGUUUUCAAGAAGAGAAAUUCACCCACCUUCACUUCUACUUUCACGACAUCGUCACAGGCCCAAAACCGAGCAUGGUGUUUGUAGCCGAACCUAAUGGAAAGGUAGAAAAUGCCCUUCCAUUCGGAACGGUUGUGGCGAUGGACGAUCCGUUAACGGCCGGACCCGAACGUGACUCGAAACUUGUCGGCAAGGCACAAGGAAUUUACACUUCUAUAUCACAAGAAGAGAUGGGAUUAAUGAUGGUGAUGACUAUGGCGUUUUCAGAUGGAGAGUUUAAUGGAAGCACCCUUAGCAUAUUGGGAAGGAACAUGAUCAUGAGUGAAACUAUUAGAGAAAUGGCCAUUGUUGGUGGAACUGGAGCUUUUCGUUUCGUACGUGGAUAUGCUCAGGCUAAGUUUUUUUCUGUUGAUUUCACCACAGGAGAUGCCACUGUGGAAUAUGAUAUAUUUGUGUUCCAUUAUUAAUCAUUUACAAAAUUAUUAUUCGGCAAAAUGGUGUAUGACAAAAUAUGUUCGAUGCUAACAAGAAGUUUUAUGUAUGUUGUGUUGAAACAUUAUAAGACAAUUGUUAGUGAUGUACAAGACACGAGACAACUAUGAUUUGAUGUCAAGAAUCGACGAAUGUGUCAUAUAUCUGUAUUUUAGGCAUAAUGUUAUUGUGAAGAUAUAUUUGAGUUAGUUUUGUUUAUUAAGCUUUUGUUCUGUGGUGAUUAAGCAUUAAUGUAAACGUAUGUUAUGGUUUAUUAAACAAUGAAACCAUGCCUUGUUUUUUUA